Molecule: messenger RNA, 1672 nt
Organism: Perca flavescens (yellow perch)
Lineage: Eukaryota; Metazoa; Chordata; Actinopteri; Perciformes; Percidae
Product: cingulin-like protein 1
Exons: 12
Coding region: 396-1628 (410 amino acids)
Source: RefSeq, a predicted model, not a curated record
GUUCUCCUUAAACAUUAUUUAUUCUGUUUUCAGAGACAGGUUCUAUGUCAUAUUCAGAAGGUUACAUUACUCAGUGUCUGGGAAACGGCCAAUAAUAAUUUUGCCAACCAUGACAGUAACGUAACGUUGUGAACGCUGUCACGAAAAAGAACGUAAAGCUGAUGCUAACGUAUAACUGACAUUAGCUUAGGUUAACAAUAGGAGAACAUUGGCUAUUAAACGUUUACUAAGUGACAACGCUCCCCCCCUCUUUGCUUUAUCUUGACGGGUUUAUUUAGUGUUUUGCUAUAUCUUGGCAGCCAGCAUGUCGUUAUCUACUCUACAAGGUUCCUUGAGCAGUGGGUUGUUGCGUCGCUUCCAGUUUUUAAUUGUAUCUGUUCCUGGAAGCUUGAGAGAUGUUCCCCACUGGCCUGGAGAUCAAUAAAUUCAACUCCAACAUGAACUGGGACAAUCAGCUGAGCUCUAUCCUGUCCGGAGCAGAUAGCAGCGUUGCAAAGAUGAGGGAGAGACUGACGUCACCAGGGAAAUUUGCCAAAGGAGACGAAGAUUUCUUUCCAGUGAGGGAGAGGAUUCGUGAUUCAGAUUUGGGCCCUCCUGCUCUUCCUCCUCGUGCCCCCCUUCUCCGACAGCCUUCCCCAUCCCUCAGUCCAUCUGUUCAGUGGGCAGAUCUAGCUGCUAUCCAGUCACAGCUCCAGCUACAGAGCCAGGCAAUAGAGUCUCUCACCAAGAAACUCCAUGAUGUGGAAAGGGAGAGACAGUCUCAACAAUGUCACAUCCAGACACUACAAGAGGAGGUUCACAGGCUGCGUGAGGGGCUGAGGGAGAGGGAAAGCGAGAGGGCGGAUUCGAGGAGGGGACAAAGUCCAGGAGCAGAGAGAAGGAUGGAGCAGUGGAGGAGAGAGGUUGGACGUGAGCUGAGCAAUCUGCGGGGACACAUCACCAGAGCCACGUCGCUAGGCAACCUGGAGGAGAGUUUCAGCUCAAAGCUCCGCAGAGAGGAGCUGGAACACCUGCGGAGAGAAGUUGACCAACUGAAAGCACAACUAAGGAGACAGGGGGAGGAUGUGUUCCUCCAGCAGACCGAGGCCAGAGAGACCAGGAGACAGUACGAACACAGCUGCAAGACACUGGAGGAGCUGACAGACAGCUACAGAACUCACAGCACUGAUCUGGCAAAGACUGUCUCUGAGUAUUCUCACACACAGCAAGAGGUCCGCCAGAUCAGGACAACUGUGUCCGAGCUGAAGGAGGAGGUCAGGAGACUCGUUCUCAAAGAAUGUCAACCAACACCUUUGCAGUCAGCACACACGUCAGGGGCAUCUCCGCUCCCGCUCCCUGGCAGCCACAGUAGAGGGGCCAGAGUUGAAGAGGCCGACUCUGACUCCGAAGACUUUAGCCCGACCCCGAGCCUGGCCGAGGUCAGCUCAGAUGAUCUGUCAUGGCUGGAAGACCCUGCUCUUCAUCAGAAGCCACGAGUGCGUCUGAGCGUUCAGUCCAGACGGAGCAACUUUGCUAGUCCGGGAUCAGAUUUGGAGGACGACGAUGACCAUGACGGUGACGGUGAUGAUCUCCUCGAUGAAGAUGUGAACCCAGAUUUUGGAUCUGACCUAAGUCUUAAUGACCUCUGACCUUUUUUUAUAAGGUGACUUAUGUAAUUUCCUUGGGAUGAUUU